AUGGAUUGUUUUGUCUCUCAGCGUCGUCCUGAGGACGUGAAGGAGGUGUUAGUAUGGGGGAGGUACAGUGAACUGAAGAAGCUGUCUUACACACACAGAAACCUGUUCAGGAGACAGGAGGAGUUCCCUCCGUUCCCCCGCGCUCAUCUCUUUGGUACGACCCUGUUUGAUGAAGGGGUGAUUGAGGGAGUGCUACUGUUCACCACCAACAUCCCUGCUCUCUACAACAGCCCUCAGCUAAAGGACUUCUUUAGGGUGAGAAACCCACACAAACACUCACACACAGAGACGCACAAAGCAGAGAAACACCAACAACAUUUAAGCCCCGUUCUAAAGGUGUGGAGAGGUGGUGAGACCACUGGAACCCUCCCUCCCCUCCCCCAGCGCAGAGGCUCAGACUGUGAACUAGUGGAGGAGGGGACUGUGGCUCCUAUCCAACCCCAGGACCUGGGCCUCUCCCUGGGCACAGAUCUAGGCGAGCCUGAGGUGGCGGCUGAGGCCUAUAGUGAGAUGGGUGGGAGUCCUACUCCGGUGGAAGAGACUGAGCUACCAGACGAGCUAGAAAACCGAGUUCCCUCUCAGUUCCAGCCCUGCGUCCUGGGAACGGACCAAUCACAGUCUCAGGGCCCCCCUACGGUGCCAGGGCUCUGGGCCAUUUGUGACUCAUACAAAGACAUUGUCUGCUUAAUUUAUCUUCCUGAAGUCUUUUACAAUGUUUUAAUUUAAUGUUAGUAAUAAUAUGUACUGUAGAGUGGAUCUGUACACUACACAAACAUUUCGUUAAUUGUUUUCUAAAUAAAUACGGUACAGUAGA
This is a messenger RNA of Salvelinus namaycush (lake trout), 814 nucleotides long. It is a transcript of the gene snx15, whose product is annotated as sorting nexin 15. The record is from RefSeq and is a predicted model, not a curated record. Gene Ontology annotation, molecular function: phosphatidylinositol binding. Lineage: Eukaryota; Metazoa; Chordata; Actinopteri; Salmoniformes; Salmonidae.